Messenger RNA from Ornithodoros turicata, 4692 nucleotides. Its product is annotated as serine/threonine-protein kinase DCLK1-like. The record is from RefSeq and is a predicted model, not a curated record. The transcript is spliced from 17 exons. Gene Ontology annotation, molecular function: protein kinase activity; ATP binding. Bases 134 to 2077 code for a protein of 647 amino acids. Gene Ontology annotation, biological process: intracellular signal transduction; protein phosphorylation. NCBI's taxonomy places the organism in Eukaryota, Metazoa, Arthropoda, Arachnida, Ixodida, Argasidae.
UCUUUCAUAUGCUUCUUUUCUUUCGUUGAUUUGUAGUUUCGUGUGUGGAGCUUGUAUCGGAUGACUAAUCCCCGGAGUAUGCUUUGAUUUGAACUGCAGGGAUGCAGCGGGCUCACAAAGAAAGGUAGCACUAAUGGCAACGACUGCUUCCGAACGGCCGUUGUCUGAACACUUCGGCGUUUUUGCUGCGGGUCCCCGCGAAUCUGGCUUGCAACGGCUCUGGCCCACGCCGGACGGCAGUUCGCAUCGGCAGUUGCGCAGAUCAGAACGGCCCACCGUGGCCCGCACCAGCCUGCGGAAGCUCAGUGAAGGAAGGCGAGCCAGGCGGCUCACCUUCUACAGGAAUGGAGAUCGCUUCGACAAAGGACUCACAUACGCACUGUCUCUCGAGAAAGUGCGUACAUUUGAUGCCCUGCUGGAAGACCUCACCAGGGUCAUGACAGACUUGCCUAUGGGCGUGCGCUACAUCUUCACUGCAGAUGGUCGCGAUAAGGUCAGUCAGCUGGACAGUCUCCUAGAGGGCGAGUCCUAUGUGUGCGCAUCGACGGACCACUUUAGCAAGUUGGAAUACGGGAAACAGGAACCCCCUCCACAAUGGACGCUCAGUCGAAGCACUCGUGGCAUCCCUGGGAUGCGGACCUCCAACAAGCUCCACCAUUUCAACAGUGGUAUGGACUCACCUGGUGGUCGAAACUUCAUUCGUCCAAAGCUCGUAACAGUCAUGCGCAAUGGUAUUAGGCCAAGGAAGGCAGUGCGUAUACUCCUGAACCACAGGACAGCACGAUCCUUUGAGCAAGUUCUAGACGAUGUCACCCGUGUGAUUCAGUUGGACUCUGGUGCAGUUCGUAAGGUUUUCAGCUUGGGUGGUAAGCAGGUUACAUGCCUGGAGGAUUUCUUUGGACCAGAAGACAUCUUCAUCGCGUAUGGAGCAGAGAAGUACUCCCAUGACGACUUUGAUCUCGACACUGAAGAAUGUAAAAUCCUCAAUAGUACAGUGAGAACUCCAGGCUCAUGCAGACGGGAACGACGGUUUUACGGUGGGCGCCCUAUGUCUCCAGUGUCUGAUGUGUCUUCAAAUCUGAGUUUCCGCAGCUCACACUCUGUAUCACCAAAGCUGCAACGAAAGUACCGACCUGUGGACAAUAACUACUUUGAGCUGGCAGAAUCUGUCAGAAAUUUGUACAUUGUCAACCACAUGAUUGGAGAUGGCAAUUUUGCCAGGGUCCACGAGUGCAUCCAAAAGAGCACAGGAGUAGCGUACGCCCUCAAAAUAAUAGACAAGAAUAAGUGUAAAGGAAAGGAGCAAAUGAUCGCAAAUGAAGUGGCUAUUCUGAGACAGGUGAAGCACCCCAACAUAGUCCAGCUUGUGGAGGAGUUUGACUUUGAGUGUGAACUUUAUCUGGUCAUGGAGCUGGUGAAGGGAGGAGACCUGUUUGACGCAAUAGCUGCGGCAACAAAGUUUUGUGAGCCUGAAGCAGCACGCAUGGUCGGCCACCUGGGAAGUGCCCUGCACUACCUGCAUUCGCUCAACAUUGUGCAUCGUGACAUAAAGCCAGAGAACUUACUGGUGGGCACACACAGCCACCUCAAACUGGCUGACUUCGGCCUGGCAGUGGAGAUGCCGCCCGACGGAAGCGCUUUGUUUACUGUCUGUGGUACACCUACUUACGUUGCCCCAGAGAUCCUGGCUGAAACUGGCUAUGGUCUCAAUGUUGACAUUUGGGCAAUGGGUGUCAUCAUGUAUAUUCUCCUCUGCGGAUUCCCACCAUUCGUAAGCCAAACAAAUAACCAGGAUGAGUUAUUCGACCGAAUUCUGACGGGCCAGUUUGAAUUCAUGUCACCUUAUUGGGACGAAAUCUCGGAUUCAGCCAAGGAGCUAAUCAGGGGCAUGUUGCACGUCGACAUCCAUGAACGUUUCACAGCAUCUCGGGUUCUAAGCCACCCAUGGUUGGAAGUGAUUACAGACAAAGAAGAAACGGUGCCCAUUGCUCGUUCGAAUGAGAGUCAUUUUGAUGAAAGACGGCGACCAUCUGCCCGGUCGUCAGGCAUUCCAGUAUCAACGAAGUGGAGCUCGUGACCGUACACUGGGAAGUGGCACAUUCUCAGGAUGACCUCACUACCACGCAGCGUGACCUGUGCUGGGUGCAUCCAAAGACAACGAAGUGCAGUUUCAUUUGUUCCCUUUAACGUGUUGUUUUUGCUCGUAUACAGCCUUUGUGCACACAUAUUCAUUUGAAAGUAUGCAACCAAAUAUUUGCAUUUACCCGCCAUGGCAUAAAGGCUCAUGUUUCGCAUGUAUAAAACUUGAAAGCCACACCAUAAAGCAAUGAAGCCAUAGAGGCUGUUUCACCAACCCAGGCAUGAGGUUGUAGUGAAAAGAUUUAUGAAUUUUUUGUAAAAUUCUGUACUGUAGAUUUUUGUAUUUUUUAAAACUUUGUAUUAGGUAAAACACCUUGUAUGAAUACUGCUUCGGAAAUAUGCCUAGCAUAUGUACUAACUAGUCAGUUUUAUAAUGAUAUUCCUACAUGCUUCAGUUGAGGUUGUACUCUUUUAUGAUUGCUCUCAGCACGUAAUGCCUACUUGCACAAUGCAAGCUGGUAGGGUUGAGGAAAAUUGGCAGAUUUUUUUGUCAAAUUUGUUCAAAAGGAACAAUGUGAAAAUUGUUCAUGAGUGAGUUUGUCAAGGAGUAGAAAUUCAUUUACAUCUGUACACUGGAUCACUGAAGUGGUCAAUCUUCUUGGCUGCCUCAAACUUUAACUGUUUCUUGUGUCAGAAGUCAGGACCUGACAGCAUUGUAAUUUGUUGUCUGCUUUCUAUCAAUCCUUGUUGUCACGGUACCUUUCUGUUCUGUUCUCAAAGCCAUGUAGUGUAAGCAGAGAAAAGUAACUUUGAAUGGUCAUGCCUGCAAAUGCUUAGGAAACUACACUCAUUUUGUACCAGAAUCGCAGUUAUAUUUGGGAAUGUCAUGAUUUUCAACUCUCUUCAUUACUGCCUCCGGAAGCUGAGGCCAUGCUGGAAUCAACUUGCAUCCAAGGGAAUGGCUUGCAGUGUUCGGGUGAUUAGGGAGGCCAGGGAAAAUGCUAGGCGUAGCUUACGUUUCCGAAGUGAUAAUGAGGUUCAUUUUAGCUGGAUGGUUUCGGUGGAAAUUUUUGCAGUACAUUAAGAGGGGUAUCUGGAUAAGAAGAAGACGCAAGACAACACAAAACAGAGAUCACACGGACGGAGCGCUACCUUCAAGAAUGACGUUUUAGGAAAGUAGUGCCCUGUCCGUGAGAUUUGUGUUGUCUUGCAUCUUCAUUUAGCACUCAAAUGUAUCCCGAUAGCUACCAACAUGCCCAGAGCAGUAUCCCGACGAAGAGAGGUACGUAGUGCGGGGUUUUGAUUGUACCUGAAAUACGGCUCAAGAGCAGUUAAUUUGUCAUAAGAGAGUUUGUGAUAACUAGGUUUGACAUUGACAUGCUGGAGUCUCAUUCAAGGUGAAACCUCCAGAUCAAAUUCCCAUGAUCAUGCACACGCAAGCAAAAACUUCUCUUUUUGAUAUGGCGGGGACUCAAGGUGACAUGAUGUUUUCCCCUGUAUAGAUUGAUCACCAACUUUGUUGGUUAACGAGCAUCUCAAAAGGCUAUUGGCACGAGAUGAGCAGUCGCCUCUCAGUGCUCUGUUUCACUGCUAUUUGUACACUAAAUGCUAACAUGCUGAACAGCAAGUAAUUUUUUUACUUGCAGGAAAUGCAACCUUUAUCUUUUGAAUAGGUUCAGAACAUGAAACAUACCAAACUGGUCUUUUGUGCCAUGUUCUUUGUUUCAGGUGUUUCUACAGUUGGUUUUGUCCACUACAGCUUCUGUGCGCUAUUUUUGUUUACUCAGUGGUUAUGUAGUACAAAUUCAGCUUCAUUCGAUGUGAAGAAGAUAGCAAAAGUUGUUUUAUUUUCCAAGAUAUUGCGUCCAAUAUUAGUGCAAUAUAUUAAUAGUACAUAAUUAACAGCAGAAUGAGGUACAGCUGUAGAGUAUUUUGCCUCUCACAUAGUUCUCACGAAGAUGUUCCCACUGCUAAAGUGUGUUUUUUGUGGCUAGUAAGUACGCAGGAGCUUUAAUUUCAUCUCGUUAGCACCUGAGCUGCCUUUGAGUUCCAAUGUUACCAUAUUGUUUCGAGUUCAGAAGACAUGUUGCACUGUCUGAGUUCUGUCAAAAAUAUAUUCAUUUAUUAUAUACACUUUAGAUUUUGUUAUAGUAUGCAGUUUGAUACACUAUUUAAUAAUGCAUUACAAUGCUCGUAAGGUGCUGUUCAAAGGGUUUGUCCUGUGUCUUCCAGUUCAGAUUUCUUUGAAAUUGCUGUGUACUAAUAUGACACAGCAUCAUACAUAAGCAUUCACACGAUACGAAAGCUUUCUGUGAAAGCUGCCAACAGUAACCUAUAGUGUGACGGAAUGUUUCACAAUAAUUGUAGUAAUAAUGUGCAUGUGAUUUCUGCAUGACAAAGCAUGACGACCGUAUAGUCCAUGUGAUUUGCUGCUUUGUCUCCAUGGAGGCCAUCUGAAAAAUUGCACAAUGGUUUGAGUGUGUUUGACUGUGUAAUUUUGUAGACAAGAAUGUGGUCUCGUACAACAUUGAAAGAUUUCACACAUUUAUACUACAUUGCAUCGGUUAUGAAAUAGCACCUUCGAGUCUCAAUAAAUCAUUUCAGGUAGAACCA